Molecule: messenger RNA, 1332 nt
Organism: Oryza sativa Japonica Group (Japanese rice)
Lineage: Eukaryota; Viridiplantae; Streptophyta; Magnoliopsida; Poales; Poaceae
Source: RefSeq, a predicted model, not a curated record
UAGCAGAUGAGAUGAGAGAUAAGUAGAUGACACAUUCACAGUUGCUAUAGUUGUUGCUGCCACUGCCUAUUAGCUAGCUUCCUCUCAUUCGUAAGUGGCAGCUUCUUCUUCUUCUUCUUCUUCUUCUUCACUUCCUCUCUCUACAUCUACCCAAGAACACCUUCUCUCUCUCUAGCUCUCUCUCUCUCUCUAAGCUAGCCAAGAAGAGAGUGAAGAGCUAGCUUAGUGUGAGUGUGUUGGUGGCUGCUAUGGCGAGCACGAACGGCAAGGAGGAGGUGUAUGUGAAGGAGGGGAGCAAGCUCUACUCGAGGAUGAUGUCCAAGGAGGCGGCGGCGGCGGCGGCGCCGCUCGCCGUGCCGUCGUUCAGGGUGUACUACGGCGUCGCGUCGGCGGGAUCCGUACCGUUCCUGUGGGAGUCGCAGCCCGGCACGCCCAAGAGCUCGCCCUCCACCGCCGUGCUCCCGCCGCUCACGCCGCCGCCCUCGUACUACGCCUCCGCCGGCAAGAAAGGCGGCGGCGGCGGCGCCUCGUCCGGCUCCAGGAGGAGCGGCUGGUCCGCCGGCGGCGCGCGCGGCGUCCUCGGCGCCAUGUUCCGGCGGCCGUGGCGCCGGACGUCGCCGUGCUCCACCUCCUCCUCCUCGUCGUGGUCCUACUCCUCGCCGUCGUCCGUGUCGAUGUCGCCGGUGUUCACCGUGCACCAGGCGUCCCCCAUGGCGGUGGCGCGCUCCCACCACACGCGCGCGUGCUCCGCCGGCGCCGCCUACGACGACGCCGCCGCGGCGAGGUGCUUCGGCAUGGAGCGCGAGUGCGAGAGGGGGCUCGUGAAAGGGUGCGGCGUCGCGGUGGCCGUCAGGAACGCGCUGUCGUCGGUCGUCGGCCACAAGUCCGGCGGCCACGGCGGCGCGCCGCCGGCGGCGGCGGCGGCGUAUUAAAUCCCUCCGCUGCACAUGCACGCUGGCCGCUAGUAUGUACUGCUAUCUAAUUUGCGUUUUUUCCGGGGUGUUCUUUGCAUUUUGUACGCCAUAGUACAAACAUGUACGUACUUACUCUACGUGAUAAUAUGGAGGAGAAGUAAUUAAGUGUAAGGUUUUAGCCGUGUACGUAUUUCUCUGUAGCCGUAUACGUAUAUUAUACGGUCAUGCAUGCAUGUCCUGAAAAUAUGUGUGCUUGUUCAGUUGUUCCAAAAGUUGAUGGGUACAUUACCAUGGAUAUGGUGACGAUGAGCAGAAUAGAUUUGAUCUAAAUUUUCUCCUCCUCUUCUCAAGUUCAUAGAAAAUUUAUGCAUAAAAAAUAGAUAUAUAUUUCGACUUCGAGUCGUCGGUAAUUAGUUAA